Messenger RNA from Danio rerio (zebrafish), 1742 nucleotides. It is a transcript of the gene cnmd, whose product is annotated as chondromodulin. Gene Ontology annotation, cellular component: endomembrane system. The record is from RefSeq and is marked validated. NCBI's taxonomy places the organism in Eukaryota, Metazoa, Chordata, Actinopteri, Cypriniformes, Danionidae.
GUGUUUUCACAAGCCACAGAAAAACCCCAGGAGAGGAAUUCCAGUCUUGAGUUUCUCCGGGAUCCUGUUUAUUUUGCCUGAAAUGUUCCCCUCUCUCACCUACAUGACAGAAACUGGAGAGACGCUUCACAAAGUCACAAAGCUCUUCUUUCAGUUCACGCAGGAACGCCAUGGAGGAGACAGCGGAGAAAACUCCUGUCGAGGCUUACAGCACUCUGAAGCCCAAAGGACUGAUGAAGAUGAAGAAAACGGCGCUCGUAGCCUUCAUCGCCGGAGCUGCUCUGCUGCUGUCCGGAGGAGUCGGAGCGUUUUACCUGUGGAAAGUUACAGAGAAAGAAGCGAUCAGCGCUCACCUGGGCAGAAACAUCGAUAUAAAGAUUGAAGAUGAUUCAGAUUCUGCAGAGGGGACGAUCGUGGAAGUUCAAGACUUUAAAGCUGGCAUCACCGCCGUCAAGUUUCCCGGAAAAGAGAAAUGCUUCAUCAAAUCACAAGCUAGAACUGAACUUUCUGAGGAUGAAGCCGGAGUGAAAGCUGAGGUGGCGUCUCUGGUCUGGAUCACUUCAGAAGAGCCACUGAAGGACAGCAGCUUCCUGAGCCCCGAAAUACUGCGAUUCUGUGCAGAUCUGCCCAUUUACUGGCACCACCCCGCAAACUCCAGAGCGCUGAGGAAGAGGAGGAGUGCGACACGAAUGAGACGCCAGACUUCAGCUGGAAUAAAUCGACAACCGGCCAGGCGGAGAAACUCCACAGCUUCAGCCAGAGACGAGAGACCCACAGGGCCCGAAUACAACCCAGAGAACCCCUAUCAUCAGAAUCAGGGUUCGGAGGGCACCAUGGUGUUCGACCCCAUGCUGGAUCAUCGUGGGAUCUGCUGUACUGAAUGUCACCGCAGCUACACUCACUGCGAGCGGGUGUGCGAGCCUCUGGGCGGCUACUGGCCCUGGCCCUACAACUACCACGGCUGCCGGCCCGUCUGCAGGCUCAUCAUGCCCUGCCGCUGGUGGGCCGCUCGUGUGCUGGGGCUGGUGUAGGAGAUCCAGACGCUUUACAGAUAAUCAGCAUUUCAGCUCCAGAAGAGGAGGAGUGAGGGAUUUCAACAAGUACAUGUGCAAUUAGAGAAGUGUCAGACAUGGGUGCAAUGCAAAAAAAAAAAGCUUUCCUUACUUAAAAGUUUGUCUUGGUCUAGUCCAAAUAUCUAGAAAGUCUUAAAUUAAGAAGCUUUUAUAGUGAAGCAAAAAUAUUCUGUUGUUUUCAGAAAUAAUCAGUCGAAAUGAACUGCAAAACUGCCAAAAAUGCCUUUCUGUAUUUGUGUUUUUGUCUUGUUUCUAGUUCAAAUGUCUAGAAAGUCUUUAAUCGCCAUGCAUUUCCUUAGACCAGCAAAAAUAUUGUGUUGUUUUCAGGAAUAAUGGGUCAAAAUGAACUGCAAAACUGCAAUAAAUGUUUUUGUCUGAGAGUUUUUGUCUUGUUUUUAGUCCAAAUAUCUAGAAAUUAUUAAAUCAAGAUGAUUUGUCUAGAGAAACAAAAGAAUAUUGUGCUGUUUUAAGAAAUAAUGAGUCAAAAUGAACUGCAAAACUGCCAAAAAAGCUUUUCUGUUUUUGAGUUUUUGUCUUGUUUGUAUAGUCCAAAUAUCUAGAAACUCUUAAAUCACGAUACAUUUCCUUAGAUGAGCAAAAAUAUUGUGUUGUUUUCAGAUAUAAUGAGUGAAAAUGAACUAAAAAACUGCAACAAAAAGUUUUUUUUUU